CUCGCUCUCACUCCGCUGCUCCCUGCAUGGCAAACGCGCGCCAGGAAACCCCCUGAUCCGAGCUCGGGUGUUGUAUCUGUCUGUCUCGCGGCUCCCCCCUCGACCUCGCGCGCCCAUCAGCGCGAGCAACAUGCCGCCACGGACUAGUAAAUAACAACAAACAAGACGCAACCGGGCGGACGCUGACGUCGGAUGCCGGGUGAAUGCAAAUAACGCUUUGCUUAACUGCAGGAGGAACAGAGCCCACCUGGAAGACGCGCAGAGCACCGCCGCAGACUGAUUUCCAUUGAUGAGGCAGCCACCCAAUGACUUGGAGAUGGCUCUGAGUGGGACGCUGCUGCCAUCCAUAUCCACUUUCGCCAACAGCACGACUGUCAAGAGUAAAGCCGCAAGACCCUCUAAUUUACGAUGGAAGGAGGAGUUGUCCCACCUUAAGAGAGCUCCGACAGGAAGCAGUUCCUCCGGCCUGGACCACACCUCGGCCGCCGCCGCUCACUGUAGCAUGGCCAAGAAAGACUCAGAACCAGACCUGGACUUACUGGACUACGACUUCAUCCUGUCCAACUCCCUGCUCAUACAGCAGCAGCAGCAGCAGCAGCAGCAGCAGCAGCAGCAGCAGCAGCAGCAGCAGCAGCAGCAGGAGGCGGCGAUGGCGAUGGCUUGCGGCCCGGCCCAGACCUCGCCCCUGUCCCCGUCCCCCGCCUCCUACUCCUCCUCCUACCCUCUCCCCUCUCCCCAAGGCCCCGCCGGUGAGCUCCUCUACACCCUGCCGGACCUCAGCGACGUGUCCCCGUCCGGGGGCUUCGUGGCGGAGCUCAUGAGGCCCGAGCUGGACCCCGCCUACCUCCACCACCCCGCCCCCGGCGCCAACGCCUCCGCCGCCACCGGCGGCGCCAGCGUCCACGGCAAGUUUGUGGUGAAGACCACCAUGGACAUGGGCGACUACUGCCAGGGCGUGAACGUGAACGUGGGCAAAGCCCGCGUGAGCGUCGCGUCGGAGCCCUUAUCCUCCUCCGCCACCUCCUCGCCGUCGCCGUCGUCGUCUUCGUCGGCUUCGGCGCUGCCGUUUCCGUGCCACCGGAUAAAGCAGGAGAACCUCGGCGACUGCACCAUCGCCCAGCCCCUGGACCUCCAGAUGACCCGGGUGGGCUCCCAGGGCAGGGGGGACCCCACGCGCUGCUUCCCCCACGGGGGCGGGCGCCUGGCGGGCACGGCCGGCAGCAGACUGUCCUCCACCUCCCCGGACCACCAGGUCCUGGGUCAUCACCACCACCAGCACCAGCAGCACCAGCACCACCACACCCCACUGGCCCAGCACGCACAGGGCUUCCACCACAGCUCCCCUCCCCAGGGCUACCCUUCCCCCUUCCCACAGCUGUCCAUGCACUACCAAGAGCCCCACCUGAUCUCCACGGGGGAACGGGUACAAGAGGAGACCAAGCCAAAGCGUGGACGGCGCUCCUGGCCAAGGAAGCGGAUCGCCACGCACACCUGUGACUACGUGGGCUGUGGCAAGACCUACACCAAGAGCUCCCAUCUGAAGGCACACCACCGCACGCACACAGGGGAGAAGCCUUACCAUUGUGACUGGGAGGGAUGUGGCUGGAAGUUCGCCCGCUCGGACGAGCUCACACGUCACUACCGGAAGCACACGGGCCACAGACCCUUCCAGUGUCAGAAGUGCGACCGCGCCUUCUCUCGGUCGGACCACCUGGCCCUGCACAUGAAGAGACACCUUUGAGGGGGGCGAUCUGGAAGGGGAUGGACCCUGAGGAUGAUGAUAAUGGGGUGAUGGGGGGAGGGGGGGGGGUGCAGGUGGUGAUGGUGAUGGUGGUGGAGGAAGGCAAACGCCAAAAAGAACUAAACAAAAUCCAAAAAUAUAACCCCUCCCCCCUGCCCACACUGAAAAAAUGCCAAAGUUCAUAUUUUCAAAACCAUUCUUUGCCUUCAAGCAAUUCUGGGAAUCAUCACAAGACACACUGUUUGUUGAUAGCUGCUUAUUAAAAAGAAAAUAAUAGCAGGAAUCGUUCUCCGGGAAAGGACUAGCCCUGUCCUUGUGCCGCUGGGACAGGUGAUUCCAACAUGUCCGCUCUCUCGAUCAGGGCCGGCUCAACUCAACUCUCAAGGGACCAAAACUGGAAUUUGUCUCACUUAAAGCAGAACAACCACAAACUUGGAUAACCGAGUGCCAAGAAGCACUUGUGACCUGGAGAAAGGAUAUCGUUGUCGGGCAGACACAGCUAUCCAAAAGCCAUAGCGAGACCACAAACCCCUGCCAGCCGUCUCUCAGUAAUGACACAACGUUUCUUUACAAACUAUUACAAACAAUCAAUAUUUAUAGAGAAAUUUCACCUGCGAUGCCAUCCAAUUCAGGUACAAUUCUAAUUUAUGUUACAGGCAGGUUUUGGGCUCAAAAAGAACGGAUUUACGGGAAUGGUACCAGGGACCAAGAAAGACAACAAACAGAGCAACAGCAUGAGAAUGAGAAAGACCUAAAGAGAAUAGGACAGUGCCAUAUGUCUGAGUGUCCUUUUGGAGCUCUACAGUCAGACUAUCUUAUCAGGUGAAAACCCUCCUUCAAUGGUGACGGCAAUCUUCAAUGCACUGCAGCUGCACCGUGCAAUAAUUUAUAGGAGACACACCAAUCAUAUUUUUGUAUUAAAUGUGUAACUCUGAACAAAAUAUUUGUUUUGUUUAAAGCCAAAAUAUAAUAUAAUCCUUAUUUCUUUUUGUACAUUUGUAAAUAGAAAAAUGCUUUCUUAACGUUUUGUAUUUUAUGUAUUUUACAUUAUAAUAAAAACGUAUUUGACCGGACUACUUUAUUUUCCAAUCCGUUAAACUUUUAUUCCAAAAGGAGGACUCGGGUUCUGGGUAGAUGUUUACUGGUUUCAUUCACACAAUUUGUUUCUCCUGCUGAGAACAUUAUAGGUUAAACUCUUUUCAUCCCAAAACCCUAGUUUAGUAUAGGGUCGGACUCAGGGAGUGGAUGAGCGCCUUUUAAAUGACAACAAAAGGCGAUGGAUGCGACACACAAUAUCUACCCUGGAUAAUAAAGAGUUUGCGCCUCAGGCAAUCUCGCACAAUGUUCCCAGCUAAAAGGAUGGUCAAAAAAUACCUCUACAAUGUCCACUUUCCAUUGUGCUCCCUUUCACCUGCCGGCUGGAAGAAUGGGCAGGGAAACCAAGCUACUGGAUGACAUUCAGCUGUGACACCGUAUCUUUCUCAGAGUCAGCAUUGUAUCUGGUGCGAUCAGCGACACACAUUGAACAGCUGAAGAAUAUAAUCCUAAAGGUUCUACGUUUUUUUUUUAUAUGAGGUUUUGAUCAACCCAAGAAUGGUGUGGAGGGUUUUUCUACUAACAUGUUACUUGACGGGCUGCUUAAUUACAUCUGAUAAGAUGUAAGGUAAAGAAGCUAGUUAACAAUUUCGUUCCCUGUCUACACAUCCCUCCUCGUAACAAAUAGGCCUACGAAGUGUAAUAGGCCAACAUUAGGUCAAAAUUUCAUGUUACAAUUUGAAGUGCUG
Gadus chalcogrammus (walleye pollock) is the source of this 3525-nucleotide messenger RNA. RefSeq names its product Kruppel like factor 4 (gene klf4). The transcript is spliced from 5 exons. Gene Ontology annotation, molecular function: DNA-binding transcription factor activity, RNA polymerase II-specific; RNA polymerase II cis-regulatory region sequence-specific DNA binding. The coding region runs from base 290 to 1741 and encodes 483 amino acids. The record is from RefSeq and is a predicted model, not a curated record. Lineage: Eukaryota; Metazoa; Chordata; Actinopteri; Gadiformes; Gadidae. Gene Ontology annotation, biological process: regulation of transcription by RNA polymerase II.